GAAAACUACCAAGAUAAUACUUCAGAGAAGGUGGAAAUAUAAUUGAAGCUACCAGAAUAUGAAGUUGUUUAUAUUACUAGCUUUUCUGGUUCUGUUUUCCAUUUUGGCCCCGUUAAUUGCGGCACUUAAUGGAGAUCCAUAUCAAAUUCUUGAGAUUGGCAAAGAUGCUGAUGAAAAAACGAUUAAAUCGGCCUAUCGUCGACUCCUGAAGAAGUAUCAUCCAGAUAAGAACCCUCUGGAGGAGGCACAUGAAAAGUUUAUUGAAAUUGGGGAAGCAUAUGAGAUUCUUAGUGAUGAAACCAAAAAGAGUAAUUAUGAUAAAUACGGUGAUCCUGAAGGAGCAGGGGGUCCUGGUGGUGGUGAUUUUGAUUUUGGUGAUAUACUUAACCAAUUCUUUGGUGGUGGUGGUGGUGGACCCGGAGGAGGAAGAAGAAGAAGAGGUAAGCCUAAGGGAAGUAAUACUCAAGUAAAUUUACAUAUUGCACUUGCAGAUUUUUAUCGUGGUAAAGAGGUUGAUUUCACUGUUGAAAUGACUAACUUAUGUGAUGAAUGUAAAGGAAGUGGUAGUGAAGAUGGUGCCAAACAUACGUGUGACAGAUGUCAAGGUAGCGGUCAAAUAUUGAUUCAAAGACAAUUUGGACCUGGAAUGGUACAGAGAAUGCAAAUGCAAUGUGAUGAAUGUGGUGGUUCAGGUAAUCAUAUUACUCAUGUUUGUAAACAUUGUGGAGGAGUUGGAACUAUGCAAAAAUCGAGAAAUUAUAGUGUAUUUGUUAAAGCUGGAACUCUGAGAAAUGAUGAUAUAGUCUUGGAAGGAGAAGGAGAUCAAAAUCCUGAAUGGAUACCCGGUGAUUUAAUUGUUAAAUUAAAAGAAGACUUGACCAAGAGUUGGGGGUAUCGUAGAAUCAAGGAACAUUUAUAUAGAACUGAAGUUUUAUCGUUACGUGAAGCAGCAAAUGGGGGAUGGAAAAGAAGUAUUGCCUUUUUCGGAGAAGAUGAUAUUAAAAUAUCAAGAAAAUCCGGUGAUGUUGUCAUUGAUGGACAAGUUGAAGUUAUAAAAGGUAAAGGUGCCCCAAUAAUCAAUGAAGAUGAUGAAGAAAGAUAUGGUGAUUUGUAUAUAGAGUAUCGUGUUGUUGGGUUGCAAAAAAAAGUUGGAAAAGAUGAAUUAUAAGAAGUUAGAGGUGUA
This is a messenger RNA of Hyphopichia burtonii NRRL Y-1933, 1183 nucleotides long. RefSeq lists its product as uncharacterized. Bases 59 to 1168 code for a protein of 369 amino acids. Gene Ontology annotation, biological process: protein refolding. Gene Ontology annotation, cellular component: cytoplasm. Lineage: Eukaryota; Fungi; Ascomycota; Pichiomycetes; Serinales; Debaryomycetaceae. The record is from RefSeq and is a predicted model, not a curated record. The transcript has a single exon. Gene Ontology annotation, molecular function: Hsp70 protein binding.